UUAGUUUUAAUUUUUUAUUUUAAUUAAUUUUUUGUCUUUUAGGAAUAUUCCAGUGACUAAUUUGAAGGUUAGAAGAGUGGGCGUAGUCUUCAAUAGAUAUUAGACAAGAGACUGAGAAGAAUACUUUUUAAGAAAAAAAUUGACUAAAAAAUAAAAAUGAAUGUGGAUUGGAUUGAAGAUAUGCCUAGUGGAGGAGGAUUGGAUGAUUACAGAAAAUUAGCUUCUUUUUCAUGGAAAUAUUUGCGCGUGAUCCAUGAAGACCCUAAGAAUUUACAAUUCAAGAUGAGAGUAUGGAAAGCAAUGGAAGCUGAUCAUGAAUUUCAUAUGCCGCAUUAUUCAAUAUCCUGCGACGAGCAAAAAAGACGAGCGGCUAUUCAAUUAGCCCGAUUGAACCAUUUGAAAUUUUUGCCUUCUAAUAUCAACAACGUUGGCUACAGACUAAAAACAGAAGCGCUGAUGACCAUAAAUGAAGCUACGAAUCUCGUUAGUCCAUCACUGUCAGUUAAAAUUGCUUUAGGAGUGUAUUUAUUUGGUAACACUAUUUUAAGCUUAGGAACAGAUCGACACAUUCCCGUUUUCCAAGAUGUAUGGAACAAAAAAUUGCUCGGUUGUUUCGCACUAACUGAAGUUGGACAUGGAAGUAAUACAAAAAUGAUGCGAACUACAGCAACUUAUGACCCAGCAACUAAAGAAUUUAUUCUUCACACUCCGGAUUUUCAGGCUGCUAAAUGUUGGGUUGGAAAUCUCGGAAAAACAUGCACCGUUGCAAUAGUGUUUGCACAAUUAAUAACAGAAGGACACUGUCACGGAUUGAAUGCAUUUAUAGUGCCUGUAAGAGAUAGUAACACGUACCUGCCUUACCCUGGAAUAAUUAUAGGCGAUAUGGGAGAAAAAAUGGGCCUGAAUGGCGUUGACAAUGGUUUUAUAAUGUUUGACCAUUAUCGUAUACCCAAAGACAAUUUAUUGAAUCGCACUGGUGAUAUCAAUGAAGACGGAGAGUACGAGAGCUCGUUUUCAGAUCCCCAGAGAAUUCUUGGUGCUGUUUUAGAAAAUUUAUCCGCUGGGCGCAUGGGCAUUUCUCAAGAGGCUACUAAUAGAUUAGGUGCUGCCAUUGUCAUUGCUGUGCGUUAUGCUGCUGUUAGAAAACAAUUUGCGUCUUGUUUGUCCGCUAACAAAGAAAUUGAGACUCCUAUUAUUGAAUACGAACUUCACCAAUGGAGAUUAUUUCCUUAUUUAGCGGCAGCAUCAAUUUUCCGAAUUUUCAUGACUGAGUUUACAGAAGUUUAUGUUGAAAAUGUUGAAAAAUCUAUGGAUGGUGGUAACAUACCAAAUCUUAGUCAAAUUGUAGGGGAAAUUCAUUCAAUUGUAUCAGCGAUAAAACCAUUGAUUACUUGGACAUGUAAAGCUGCUUUAAGUGAAUCUAGAGAAGCUUGCGGUGGUCAUGGUUAUCAUAAAGCUGCUAAUCUGGGUGAUAUGACAGUAAAUCAUGAGCCAUGUGUAACAUAUGAAGGUGAUAAUAAUGUACUGAUGCAGCAAACAAGUAAUUGGAUUUUCCGGCAGUGGUUGGAAGUGCAAGCGGGCUCAACAAUUGGUAGCCCAUUGUCUUCAGUAACAUUUUUACUUCACGGAGCUUCAAUAAUUAAUAAAAAAUUCACACCAAAUAGUAUUGCCGACGUCAAGUCAUUAAAGUUUGUUAGAGAUACGUAUGAAUGGCUGAUAACGUAUCUUGUUAUGGAGAUGCAGCGUAAAUUUGAAGAGGGUAAAUCUAAAGGGCUAGAUAGUUUUGCUGCACGAAGUAAAGCGCAGGUUUAUUGUGCAGGCACACUGUCGCGUGCAUUUGGAGAAAUGAUUAUAUUAAAGUACUGCACGACUAGAAUAGACAAAGUAAUUAAUUCAAUACCAUCUAACGAAAGCUUGAAAGUAGUUCUGGAAAAAAUGAUGUUGUUGUAUUCGUUGUCCUGCUUAGAAAAACAUCUAGCUACAUUUUAUCAAGGUGGUUACUGCGCUGGACCACAAAUGACUGAUUUAUUACGUGAAAGUAUUUUGAAUCUUUGCAGUGAAUUAAAACCAGAAGCUGUUGCUAUUGCAGAUGCUCUGGCGCCGCCUGAUUUUGUUCUUAAUUCUAUUCUUGGAAUGUCUGAUGGCCGAGUUUAUGAACGACUGGAAGAAGUAUUUAAAUUCAAUACCGGUGGAAUGGAACGUGCUGAUUGGUGGUAUGAAUUAAAAACUGCUGGUGAAAAACCUCUUGGUCUUCGAUCAAAACUUUGACACUAAUUAUUUUUAAUUAUAAUUGCAAUGACUAAUAAUUAUUAUGAUGAAUUUAUUAAUUAAAUCUUUUUAAGCACAAAAAUGUAUUAAAAA
Cotesia glomerata is the source of this 2361-nucleotide messenger RNA. RefSeq names its product peroxisomal acyl-coenzyme A oxidase 3. Gene Ontology annotation, cellular component: peroxisome. Gene Ontology annotation, molecular function: pristanoyl-CoA oxidase activity; fatty acid binding; FAD binding. Gene Ontology annotation, biological process: lipid homeostasis; fatty acid beta-oxidation using acyl-CoA oxidase. Bases 157 to 2268 code for a protein of 703 amino acids. NCBI's taxonomy places the organism in Eukaryota, Metazoa, Arthropoda, Insecta, Hymenoptera, Braconidae. The transcript is spliced from 11 exons. The record is from RefSeq and is a predicted model, not a curated record.